AAGGCAGGACGCUGGAAAGAGAAUGUUUUGAGAAGUGUCUCAGGGAAACUUCAAGCCACUGAAGAUGGAGAACGAGACGGUCAGCGAACUGAACCAGACACAGCUCCAGCCACGAGCAGUGGUGCCCCUAGAAUACCAAGUGGUCACCAUCUUACUUGUGCUCAUCAUUUGUGGUCUGGGCAUUGUGGGCAACAGCAUGGUAGUCCUCGUGGUCAUGAGAACCAAGCACAUGAGGACCCCCACAAACUGCUACCUGGUGAGUCUGGCAGUGGCCGAUCUCAUGGUCCUGGUGGCCGCGGGCCUACCCAACAUCACAGACAGUAUCUACGGUUCCUGGGUCUAUGGCUAUGUUGGCUGCCUCUGUAUUACUUACCUCCAGUACUUGGGCAUUAAUGCUUCGUCCUGUUCAAUCACAGCCUUCACCAUUGAGAGGUACAUAGCGAUCUGUCACCCCAUCAAAGCCCAGUUUCUCUGCACAUUUUCCAGAGCCAAAAAGAUCAUCAUCUUCGUCUGGGCUUUCACAUCCAUUUACUGUAUGCUCUGGUUCUUCUUGCUGGAUCUCAAUAUUAACACCUACAAAGAUGCUAUCGUGGUGUCCUGUGGCUACAAGAUCUCCAGAAAUUACUACUCACCUAUUUACCUAAUGGACUUUGCUGUCUUUUACUGUGUGCCCAUGAUCCUGGCCACUGUCCUCUAUGGAUUUAUAGCUAGGAUCCUCUUUUUAAAUCCCAUUCCUUCAGAUCCUAAAGAAAACUCUAAGACAUGUAAAAAUGGCUCAACUCCUCAGAACAAGAAUUUGAAUUCGAAGACCUCUAAUAGGUGUUUCAACAGCACAAUAUCUUCAAGAAGACAGGUUACCAAGAUGCUGGCCGUGGUUGUCAUUCUGUUUGCCCUUUUAUGGAUGCCCUACCGGACUCUUGUGGUCGUCAACUCAUUUCUCUCCAGCCCUUUCCAAGAAAAUUGGUUCUUACUCUUUUGCAGAAUUUGCAUUUAUCUCAACAGUGCCAUCAACCCAGUGAUUUACAACCUCAUGUCUCAGAAAUUCCGAGCAGCCUUCAGGAAACUCUGCAACUGUAAGCAGAAGCCCAUGGAGAAGCCCGCUAGCUACAGUGUGGCCCUAAAUUACAGUGUCAUUAAGGAGUCAGACCACUUCAGCACAGAGCAUGAUGAGAUCACUGUCACUGACACGUAUUUGUCUGCCACGAAAGUGACUUUUGAUGACACCUGUUUGGCUUCUGAAAUAACCUUGAGCCAAAGCUGACUCAUGAGUUAGAAGGAAAUGGACCAUAAAGUGAAUCUGUGCAGUUAGCAACCCAAGAGAGGAAAAGGCCAAUACUCAUAUGGGAAGACAGAGCAGAUAGUCUUUUCCAGUACUCUAACAGAUCCUGGCCCAAGAUACUUUAACCCACAGAAUGACUCAUAUUUUCCUUCUAGUGUCACAAAGCUAAUAUCACAAAAAAUGAAGCAUACCUGUGAAAGAGCCAAAGGGUGGAAAUUGAGAGUAUAACCCUUUGCAUUUAAUUUGAGAAAUUCACUUUAUUUUUGGGGGGCUAUGAAGUUUAGAUAAAAUCUAGACAUCAAUUUACAUUAUUUAUAAUAACUCUGCCAAAUGGGAUUUCUCCA
Myotis brandtii (Brandt's bat) is the source of this 1623-nucleotide messenger RNA. RefSeq names its product thyrotropin-releasing hormone receptor (gene TRHR). The coding region runs from base 65 to 1261 and encodes 398 amino acids. Gene Ontology annotation, cellular component: membrane. Gene Ontology annotation, molecular function: thyrotropin-releasing hormone receptor activity. Gene Ontology annotation, biological process: phospholipase C-activating G protein-coupled receptor signaling pathway. NCBI's taxonomy places the organism in Eukaryota, Metazoa, Chordata, Mammalia, Chiroptera, Vespertilionidae. The transcript is spliced from 2 exons. The record is from RefSeq and is a predicted model, not a curated record.